Molecule: messenger RNA, 1839 nt
Organism: Cimex lectularius (bed bug)
Lineage: Eukaryota; Metazoa; Arthropoda; Insecta; Hemiptera; Cimicidae
Product: peptidyl-alpha-hydroxyglycine alpha-amidating lyase 1-like
Exons: 7
Coding region: 584-1750 (388 amino acids)
Biological process (GO): peptide metabolic process
Cellular component (GO): membrane; extracellular region
Molecular function (GO): protein binding; catalytic activity
Source: RefSeq, a predicted model, not a curated record
AUAAUGUCUCGUUUUGUAAUGCAAUAUGGUUCAUAUGUUUCUCUGUACUAUUUCGUUUUUUCCUGAUUUGAUUUCUUGCUAAACACCCUUAAAUCCUUUUUUAAUAGGAGGGAGGAUCAACCGUUGACUACAUUUUUCUUAUGACUUUAGCCCUUUCACGUCGCCUCAUUUUCUUAUUUAAUUCUCUUUUGUUUAAACCCUCUGACUUUCACAUUUGGCGAUUUCACUCGUUUCUAAUCGAAAAUCGUCAUCCAGUCCCUCUUUUAUGAAUAAUUGCCUUUAAUAAAACUGGAGACUGGAACACCUGUGGAUUCCAUCGAUUACAAAAGUGAUCAAAACCAUCAUACUAUAAUAUAGUCCAGCCUUUGUUUUUUUUUUGUUUUUUUUUUGUGUUCGUAUAAAUGUCCUACUCUCCCCAAACCUUAAUCAUCAAAAAGAAUUGCCAACAUAUAAAAUAUAAACAAGAAACCACAAAAGUUAAGCACUGAAACUUUGAGUCGACAAAAGAAGAAAAUGUGUCGAAUGUUUUCAUGUCGAUGGAAAUAGUCAAAAUGGAGAGGCAUUCAACAAACCUGAAACCUGGAUGACAUAUCCACUGACAAAAAAUGAUUACAAAUUUGGACAAAUUAGUGGAGUGGCAGUUGACGCCCUGGAUAACAUAUACAUAUUUCAUAGAGCCGGAAGAAUUUGGAAUGCCAAUUCGUUCGACAUUGAAAACAAUUUCCUCCAACCACAAGAAGGCCCGAUAAAAGAAAACACGAUCCUUGUAUUUGACAAAAAUGGCACCUUGUUGAAUGAAUGGGGUAGUGGAAUAUUCUUUUUGCCUCAUGGUAUCACGGUUGAUGCUGAAUUCAAUGUUUGGGUAACUGACGUUGCUCUCCAUCAGAUAAUGAAAUUAUCACCUCAGUCAAAAAGUGCUGUAUUGGUUCUUGGUGUGAGAUUAACACCGGGUAGAGACUCUUCACACUUUUGCAAACCGACAUCUGUAGCUGUUACAGCUAAUGGGGAUUUUUUUGUUGCUGAUGGCUAUUGCAAUUCAAGAAUAAUGAAAUUUAAUUCAAAAGGUGUUAAAAUACUGGAAUGGGGAAGGACUACUGUAAAUAAAGAUUUUCGAACACCCGAUCCAGGAGAGUUCUUUAUACCACAUGCCUUGGCACUGGCGGAGGAUAAGAACUUGGUCUUUGUGGCUGACCGAGAAAAUGGACGGGUUCAAUGUUUUAAUGCCAAUACUGGGAAUUUUUCAUUCAUAGUAUCAUCUAAAGCAAUUGGACACAGGAUUUUCAGUGUAGCAUAUUCCAGCGUUGAUGGAGGAGCAAUUUAUGUAGUUAAUGGUGUAGAUUUUGGUCAAAACGUACCUGUGCAGGGUUUUAAGUUGUCAAUGAAAGGGGAAUUGCUUGGAAGCUUCGGCCCAUUGACGAAUCCCCAUGAUAUUGCCAUUUCUAAUAAUGGAAAAAAUGUAUAUGUCGUUGAAAUUUCACCAUUCAAAGCUUGGAAAUUUGUUUUAAAUAACUGUACAUCACAAACUAAGUCGGAGUCUAGUAAAAUGACCACAUCACAGCCUUUACCGGUGAAGCAAGAGGCUGUUUAUACCAUUCCGGCCAGUGAAAAAGGACUCACUGGUGCACUUAUGGUGACCGGCGCUUGUAUUUUAUUUUCCGCAGCUAUCGUUAUAUCAGCAUUUAAAUAUUCACGUUCACGAGAAUCAGGUAGUGCAGAUUGGGACUCAUUAAUUCAAAAUGCUGAUAUUUAAGAACACCCUUAUUUUAUUUUUUUAACCAUGUUUGUUUUGUUUCCAUCUUUCUUGGAAAUAUAUUCCAUAUUUUAAUUAUUUUUUUUAAA